AUGGCUUCCUCGAAUACUACAUCUACAGCCGAGGCGUUUCUGACCGAAGCCGGGUUGAUCUGUGUUUAUCUUGUCAUAAGUCUGGUGCUUGCUCAAUCCCUUUGCGUCUUUGGCAUCUUCGCCAAUGUCAUCAACAUUCUACUGUUCAGAAAGAUUGGCUACAAAGAAGGGGUCAACGUGACUUUAACAGCGUUGGCCAUCAGCGACAUCGGCAACUUGGCCUACAAAUGGGGGUUAAUCAUCCUCAACAACCCUAUACUCUUUACAGGGGAUCACAAAAUUUUCGAUGUCUUCGUAUUGACGUUCGUUGGCUACCCCAGCAAUACAUUUAUUCGAGUCAGCACCAUGAUCACAGCCUUCGCAGCCUUAGAGAGAUGCCUUUGCGUGAUGUUUCCUUUAAAGGUCAAGUCGAUGAUCACACCUAAGGUGGCGCUCGUUGUGAAUAUAUUCAUUUUUCUGUUUCAUUCUCUCUACUUGUUUCCCAGGUACUACGUCAUUUACAUCGACUGGACGCACCCCCCGGGACGUAACGAGUCAGUACUAGCAGUUCUGUAUAAAAGCAACAAGGACAGCGUUAUACCAAUCGCUUCAUUCUUUACAGACAUGAUCUUACCCUACAGCACUUUCGCAGUCCUGGUGUUUAGCUCCACGGUCAUCUUAGUGAAACUGAAGUCAAUGUCCAAGUGGAGGCAGUCCGUGUCCAGCAGUAAAGAUCGAAAGUCCAGUUUGUCCAACAAAGACAAAAAGUCCGCUAAACUCUUCAUGACCGUCUCCUUCAUGUGCAUCUUGCUUCUGCUUCCAGACUCGCUCCUGUUUACCAUCGCAGGGGCCAUGGGGCUUCCUACACCAAACGGUGGCUACGGUGAAAAGGUUAAGUUGGCAGCAAAUUUAUUGUUAGUGCUACAUAUUAUUAACUCCAGCUGCACUGUAUUUAUAUACUACAAAAUGAGCAGCAAAUAUAGAUCAGAAUUCAAGAAGAUGUUAUCAGGAUGUUGGAAAUAA
Messenger RNA from Biomphalaria glabrata, 1002 nucleotides. RefSeq lists its product as uncharacterized. The record is from RefSeq and is a predicted model, not a curated record. The transcript has a single exon. Gene Ontology annotation, molecular function: G protein-coupled peptide receptor activity. Gene Ontology annotation, cellular component: membrane. The coding region runs from base 1 to 1002 and encodes 333 amino acids. NCBI's taxonomy places the organism in Eukaryota, Metazoa, Mollusca, Gastropoda, Planorbidae. Gene Ontology annotation, biological process: G protein-coupled receptor signaling pathway.